AUGGUGGCCACUGGCAUGAUCAAGGACGCCAAGGCACCUCUCAACUCGACUGGUCCAAGUGUGUGUCGCGGUUGCCAGCAAGGAAAGAUGGUUCAAAAACCAUUCCCAACCAACCGUGACAAACGCCAAUAUGGUGUGUUCGAGUUGCUGCACUUCGACAUCUGCGGGCCAAUGGAACAAGUUUCGAUCGGCGGCAGCAGAUACUUACUGCUUGUGGUUGACGAAGCCAGCGGUUGCAUGAAGGGCUUCUGUCUGCGGUCCAAGUCUGAGAGUGAAGACUGUAUCAAGAACCACAUUAUCAAGAUUCAAACUCAGUUCGGCACGAAGAUCAAGUUUGUUCGGCACGAUGGAGCGCAUGAGUUUGCGACCAACUCCAUCAAGACCUUCUACGAAGAUCAUGGUAUUGAACAACAGAUCACGGUGCCGUAUGCACACCAGACCAACGGCACCGCAGAACGCGCGAUAAGGACCAUCGUCACGAUCGGACGCAGCUUGUUGCAUCAUGCAAAGCUGGAGAAGUGUUUCUGGGCUGAAGCGGCAAUGACGGCGAUCUACAUCAAGAACCGCCUGCCUUCACCCAAGAUCGACCACAAGACUCCGUUCGAGAUCGUGUACAAGUCAAAACCAAGUGUCAAGCACAUGCGCGUGUUUGGAUGUCGGGCGUUUAUCCUGACACCAAGGGAGAAGCGAUUGAAGUGGGACCCGAAGGCUUGUGAAGGGAUGUUCAUGGGCUACGAAGAAGCGUCAAAAGCUUAUCGAGUGUACGACAUUGAGGCGGGCCAAGUGGUGAUCAGUCGUGACAUCACCUUCGACGAAUCGACUUUUGACUUUUCGAUGGACCGACCAAGUGACGAUGAUGAAGAUGCGGAGUUGGACCUCGACCUCCUGGCGAUCAACGAGGACGACGUGCGUCAAACCGUCUACAAGCAGACUGGCAAGCGCAAGAGUGAAGCAAGACCCGGCAUGUCACGGUCAGCUCGCCCUCGAACUGGGUUGGAACAAGCAAGUGCGCCGGAACACGUCUCCAACCGUCACCAGAAACGACGAUCAAGUGCUCCAGAAACGAUGUCUGAUGACGAAGAAGAUGCAAGCGUGUACGAUCAAGAUGACGACUCGACGCCUCCAACAUUUUGGCGUGCAAGUGCAAACGCAGUGGAAGCAACGGACCUAGCAGAACCUGUGACUUUUCAAGACGCGAUCAAUGGUCCUGAUCAAACUCACUGGCGAAAUGCUGUGAAGGCGGAACUCAAGUCGAUGCAUCUUCGUGGAGUUUUCCGUGCGGCAAAACUGCCAAGAGGCCAAGGCGCGAUCGGCACCAAGUGGGUGUUCAAGAUCAAGCGCAAAGCGGAUGGAUCGGUCGAGAAAUACAAGGCGCGUCUCGUUGCCAAGGGCUUCAAGCAGAAGUACGGCAUCGACUACACAGAGACGUUCUCGCCCGUGGUCAAGUACGUGACACUGCUGAUGAAGGAGAAGGUGUACUGCGUGAUACCAGAAGGCGUCGAGAUGGAUGGCGACUUCGACUGUCUCGAGUUGGUGAAGGCGAUCUACGGUCUCAAGCAAGCUUCACGUGUGUGGAACGAGACUUUCGACGAGUUCGUAUGCUCCAUCGGUUUCGAAGAGUCGGCGUUCGACCCAUGUCUCUACAUCAAGGUUGUCGACGGUCACUGUGUGCUCGUGCUGGUCUACGUGGAUGACGUGUUGGUCACCGGCAGCUCGCUCGAGUUGAUUGCGCAGACGAAGGCCGACCUCAAGACGCGUUUCGAGAUGACCGACAGUGGCAAGUGUACUUUUGUACUGGGCAUCGAACUGGUGGACGAAUCGGAUGGCAGCGUGACAAUGUGCCAGCGACGGUAUGUCAACGACAUCCUCAAGCGCUUCGGCAUGGAUGAGUGCAAGGCCACAGCAAGUCCGGUCGACUUGAGCACUCGGCUUGUCGCAAGCACCGAAGCGGCCAAGAUCGACGUUCCGUUUCGUGAAGCUGUGGGAGCUUUGAUGCACUUGACGACUGCGACGCGCCCGGACAUUGCGUAUGCUGUGGGGUACGUCUCGCGCUUCAUGGAGAAUCCGCAGCAAGAACAUUGGACGGCGGUGAAGCGCAUCUUUCGUUACUUGCAAGGGACCAAGUCGCACGGACUCCGCUUCCAGCCAAGCGACAAGAUCGACUUUCGUGGCUACUCGGACGCGGACUGGGCCGGCGACCACGCUGAUCGCAAGUCGACUUCGGGUUACACUUUCAUGCUGAUGGGUGCUCCUGUGAGUUGGGGAAGCAAGAAGCAGUCAAGUGUGUCGCUGUCGACGAGUGAAGCGGAAUACAUCGCACUGAGUCUGGCCAUCCAGGAAGGCAAGUGGGUGCAUCGCCUGCUAUGCGAGAUUUUGGCGGCCGCAAACGAACCAGGACCGGACCUCGUCAUCCGUGAAGACAACCAGUCGUGCAUCAAGAUGACGAAGAAUCCGGUGAAUCAUGGCCGCGCCAAGCACAUCGACAUCAAGUACCAUCACAUCCGUGAUGAGGUCAAGCGCGGGGAAGUGCAGCUCGAGUAUUGCGAGACUUCCGUGAUGAUGGCGGACAUCAUGACCAAGGGACUUUCGGGACCUCGUCACAAGGACUUGACGACGGCUCUCGGCAUUCGUGCGAGUUCGGAUUGA
Molecule: messenger RNA, 2646 nt
Organism: Peronospora matthiolae
Lineage: Eukaryota; Oomycota; Peronosporomycetes; Peronosporales; Peronosporaceae
Source: the annotation of a GenBank genome assembly